AUGAGCGAACACGGCCUUGAUUGGCUACAAGAUAAGGCCAUCGGCUGGAGCCACACACCACCAGUAAACAAAAUCGACACUCACCAUCAUUGUGUGCCACCUUUUUAUGCCAAGGCGGUCGAAGAGCAAGGAGGCGAUCCAAGUGGCUGGCCAACUCCACACUGGAGUCCGCUGGCUUCCAAGCUGCUGAUGAAGCGCGUGGGAGUUCAGACAGCAGUGCUCUCUGUGACAGCUCCAGGAGCCUGUAUUAUCCCAAACCGCCAGGCGCGCGCUCAGCUUGCGAGACGAUUGAAUGAAUAUUCAGCCGAUCUCCGAGAUAAAAAUCCGGAAAGCUUCGCCUUUUUCGUAUCGCUACCAAACAUUCUUGACACCGAGGAUGCCCUCGCGGAGAUUGCCUACGGGUUAGAUACUCUCCAUGCAGAUGGGGUUACUCUUUUCACUCGCUACGGCUCCUCCAACACCUAUCUUGGCCACCCUGAUGUUGAGCCCAUCUGGGCUGAACUGAAUAAGCGAGGUUGUGUCGUUUUUAUUCAUCCUACUCACCCAGUCGAUACCAAUCCAGUCAACUCAAAGCUCCCACAGCCAGCCAUUGACUAUCCCCAUGAGACGACGCGUACGGCAAUGGAUAUGAUCACCAACGGAACCCGGCUUAAGUAUCCCGCCUGCAAAGUCAUACUAUCUCACGCAGGUGGCGCUCUACCAUAUAUAAUCUCGCGCGUUACGACUCCCAUGAAGAGAGCACCAGACUUUGCGGUCUCGCACCGCAUGGGAACAACACAUGACAAAGCAAUGGAAUCAUUUCGUAGCUUCCAUUUCGAUCUUGCCUUGAGCUCUUCGCCACAGGUUCUGGAUAUGCUUUUGAAAAUGGUUCCGCACGACCAUAUCUUGUACGGCAGCGACUUUCCGUAUGCUCCAAUCACAGCCUAUCCGGCUUUUCUCGAGGCGCUUGAGUCGUAUGAAAUGGAUAAGGAGUUGAGGGACAUGAUCAAUUAUGGGAAUGCGCUCAAGCUGUUCCCCAGGUUAUUGAGGCAAAGGGGUGGUACUUCGUAG
Penicillium subrubescens is the source of this 1050-nucleotide messenger RNA. Its product is annotated as amidohydrolase family protein. The transcript has 2 exons. Gene Ontology annotation, molecular function: hydrolase activity; carboxy-lyase activity. Gene Ontology annotation, biological process: secondary metabolic process. NCBI's taxonomy places the organism in Eukaryota, Fungi, Ascomycota, Eurotiomycetes, Eurotiales, Aspergillaceae. Gene Ontology annotation, cellular component: cytoplasm; cytosol. The record is from RefSeq and is a predicted model, not a curated record. The coding region runs from base 1 to 1050 and encodes 349 amino acids.